Bipolaris victoriae FI3 is the source of this 864-nucleotide messenger RNA. RefSeq lists its product as hypothetical. NCBI's taxonomy places the organism in Eukaryota, Fungi, Ascomycota, Dothideomycetes, Pleosporales, Pleosporaceae. The coding region runs from base 1 to 864 and encodes 287 amino acids. The record is from RefSeq and is a predicted model, not a curated record. The transcript is spliced from 2 exons.
AUGGAACAGCCAUGUCCUCUCAUAGAGCAGCCUGGUACCCCUAAACAUCGCCGCACCACUCCUCUGAGUAGGGAUGAUCGGUUGAGGAUUCAUACAUUAUGGAAAGCUGGUCAUAAACAGCAAUGGAUAGCAGACCAUCUUGGCUUCAAACUUCGUCAAGUGACGUACGUACUUAGCGGACCCGUAACACCACGAAAGAAGACUGGUCGGCCUAAGAAAAAACCAGCAUCAGAGGAGGAGGUACAGGAACUCAGAGAUGGGCUGCAGAAUUUGAACAGCAGACUACUCGAGUUGAAGCAGGGGGUGCAAGGUCCCAGUAAUGGGCAAAAAAGUAUCAAAAAUGGGCCAGAGAGCUUUAAUGGAAAAUCCCAAGGCAUAAAUAAUGGUCUGCAGCAUGUAGAGCAUCAACCACAAGAUGUUCAACAAGUUCCGCAGCAAGUAUACCAUGGGCAUCAUUUGCCAGGACAUAUCAGCCAGGUGCCACAACCAGUACACCAUCAUGGGAUUCCAGGGCAAGUCCACCAAUUGCCGCAACACCCACAUCAGGUGCUUCCACAAAACCUUCAUCAGGUACCGCAUCAUAUUCAUCAGGCGCCACAACACAUCCAUCCAGUACCACAGUCGAUUCAUAAGGCACCGCAUCAAAUCUACCAGGCACCACAGCAGGUCCAUCAGUUAUCACAAAACGUACCUCAGGGGCCACCACGGAAUACACCAGAAGUCCAGGAACCGCAGAUAUCAGGGGAUGAAGAGUCGCAAGAUACGGCCAUCGAGACGCCAUCAAACGUUGUAGAUAAAGAACUAGAUACGAAAUGCGUAGAUCGGGAGCAGGAGCAUGCCGUUCAGAAGGAGCAAAAGACAUAA